Haemorhous mexicanus (house finch) is the source of this 7650-nucleotide messenger RNA. It is a transcript of the gene RPS6KA6, whose product is annotated as ribosomal protein S6 kinase A6. Lineage: Eukaryota; Metazoa; Chordata; Aves; Passeriformes; Fringillidae. The record is from RefSeq and is a predicted model, not a curated record. Gene Ontology annotation, molecular function: ATP binding; magnesium ion binding; ribosomal protein S6 kinase activity. The transcript has 22 exons. Gene Ontology annotation, biological process: protein phosphorylation. Bases 84 to 2318 code for a protein of 744 amino acids.
CGCUCCGCGCCCCGCGCCCGGCCCCGCGCCGCCCCGCACGGCCACCGGCAGCGGCCGAGCCGCCGCGGCCCCACAGCCGGGACAUGGUGCCGUGCGCGCCGCUGGACGACGAGCCGCAGCCCUGCCACAAAAUGGAGCUGUACGUGAGCGGCGCCGAGCUAAAUGGCCUUAAAAUGGCAGAUGAGCCUAUGGAAGAAGGUGAACCAUAUUCCUACCAUGAUGAAGGAAGUGUGAAAGAAAUUCCUAUUACACAUCAUGUGAAAGAAGGAUGUGAGAAAGCAGACCCAGCACAGUUUGAACUACUUAAGGUUCUUGGACAGGGAUCAUUUGGAAAGGUCUUCCUCGUGAGGAAGAUAAUUGGGCCUGAUGCUGGGCAGCUUUAUGCAAUGAAAGUGUUGAAAAAAGCUUCUUUAAAAGUUCGGGACAGAGUCCGGACCAAGAUGGAGCGCGACAUCCUGGUGGAGGUGAACCACCCGUUCAUCGUCAAACUGCACUAUGCCUUUCAGACUGAAGGGAAGCUCUAUUUAAUAUUGGAUUUUCUCAGGGGAGGAGAUGUAUUCACACGAUUAUCCAAAGAGGUUAUGUUUACAGAGGAAGAUGUGAAAUUCUACCUCGCAGAACUGGCCCUUGCUUUGGAUCACCUUCACAGCUUGGGAAUUGUGUACAGGGACCUGAAGCCAGAAAACAUUUUGCUUGAUGAAGCAGGACAUAUCAAGUUAACAGACUUUGGACUCAGCAAAGAAUCAGUAGACCAAGAGAAGAAGGCCUAUUCUUUCUGUGGUACUGUAGAGUACAUGGCUCCUGAAGUGGUAAACAGGCGAGGGCACAACCAGAGUGCUGACUGGUGGUCCUUUGGGGUCCUCAUGUUUGAAAUGCUUACUGGUACCCUGCCAUUUCAAGGUAAAGAUCGAAAUGAGACUAUGAAUAUGAUACUGAAAGCAAAGCUGGGAAUGCCUCAGUUCCUCAGCCCUGAAGCACAGAGUCUCCUGAGGAUGUUGUUUAAAAGGAACCCAUCAAAUAGAUUAGGAGCUGGUUCAGAUGGAGUUGAAGAAAUCAAGAGACAUCCUUUUUUUUCUACUGUUGACUGGAAUAAACUGUUUAGAAGAGAAAUUCAGCCUCCCUUCAAACCUGCCUCUGGAAAGCCAGAAGAUACUUUCUGUUUUGAUCCAGAAUUCACAGCAAAAACCCCAAAAGAUUCUCCCGGGGUCCCACCCAGUGCAAACGCCCACCAGCUCUUCAAGGGAUUCAGUUUUGUUGCAACUACUACUGUAGAAGACCAUAAAAUAUCACCCCUCACCAACAUCCUGCCCAUAGUCCAGCAGCUUCAUGGAAACAGUGCACAGUUCACUGAUGUCUAUGAACUGAAGGAAGAUAUUGGUGUGGGCUCCUACUCUGUUUGCAAGAGGUGUAUCCACAUAGCUACAAACAUGGAGUUUGCUGUGAAGAUAAUUGAUAAAAGCAAAAGGGAUCCCUCAGAAGAAAUCGAGAUUCUCAUGCGUUAUGGGCAACAUCCAAAUAUUAUUACUUUAAAGGAUGUGUAUGAUGAUGGCAGAUUCAUCUACCUGGUGACGGAGCUGAUGAAGGGGGGGGAGCUGCUGGACCGGAUCCUGCGGCAGAAAUUCUUCUCGGAGCGGGAGGCCAGCGCGGUGCUCUUCACCAUCGCCAAGACCGUGGACUACCUGCACUGCCAAGGGGUGGUGCACCGAGACCUUAAACCCAGUAAUAUUUUAUACACUGAUGAUUCAAACAAUGCUGACUCCAUCAGGAUUUGUGAUUUUGGAUUUGCAAAACAACUUCGAGGGGAAAAUGGACUGCUUCUAACUCCCUGCUACACUGCAAACUUCGUGGCUCCAGAGGUUCUCAUGAGACAAGGAUAUGAUGCUGCUUGUGACAUAUGGAGCUUGGGAGUUCUCCUUUACACAAUGUUGGCAGGCUAUACUCCAUUUGCCAAUGGUCCCAAUGAUACUCCUGAGGAGAUCCUAGUACGGAUAGGCAGUGGAAAAUUCUCUCUAAGUGGAGGCAACUGGGACACUGUUUCAGAUGCAGCAAAGGACUUGUUGUCACACAUGCUGCACGUGGAUCCCCACCAGCGGUACACGGCCGAGCAGGUGCUGAAGCACUCCUGGAUUGCCUGUAGGGACCAGCUGCCUCAUUACCAGCUCAACAGGCAAGAUGCCCCACAUCUAGUAAAGGGAGCCAUGGCUGCUACAUAUUCUGCACUGAAUCACAAGACAUUUCAGCCAGUGCUGGAGCCUGUGGCAGCCUCCAGUUUAGCUCAGCGACGGAGCAUGAAAAAGCUCACAUCCACAGACUUAUAGAUCCACUGGGACACCUGAGCAGACACAAGCAAGGGGGAACCCAACAAGUGGCUCUAUUUUGCCUGACCUGUGAUCAAAAGGCAUCUAUGGUUUCCUGCUACACUACUUGAAUUCUGUAAAAGUCCUUUUUUUAAAAAGAAAAAAAAAAUCCACAGGUUCAUACUGUGUUUGUUAUACAGGCCGUAUCUGUUAAGUUAAUUUAAACAUCAGGUACACCAUAACAAAUUUCUCUACACUGUCCUUUGAGAUCUGUUGCAAAUAUUCUUUCACAUUCUGUAUAGUUUUGCUGGGUUCAGUUAAAAAAAAUGGUUUAGGGGACCGUUGCCAAUGACCAAGUUGUACAUAAAGUGUCAGUGGGAGUUUUCUUGCUUCACACCUUCAGGCCCUGCUGUGAAGGGCAAAUUCUUCAUUUUGUAAUUGGGCACUUCAUUGAUUCAACUCAAUUCCUUUCCCUGGUCCAUGACUAUUAUGCAGAGUUGAGCAAUGUGAUGUGCCUGAGUUAAUUCAUCGCUGUUGAUUUGGUAGGUCUGUGUUUGCAUGGUGCCAGUAACUGAGGAGUUUCUGUGGAAAUACAAACCAAAGGGAUGUGCAAGAUCCUGCACUUAAAUUUGAUCUCUUGUGACCCAAAAGAAAUGCUGGUUAUGGCCUCUGACAGGAAAACGAACAUUUCUGGUUGUUACCACAAAUUGUGUUCUGCACUGAGCUGGAGAAAGUCAAUAUGUGCAUAAACUGUCAAAAUUCAGGCUCUCAGAAACAUUGGUGCCACUUCAAAACAACAUCAUGCAGCUCAAUCCUUUGUUAUUUAUAUUUCCCAUCCAUUAAUACAACUACUGUGUUAUUUUCCUCAGCAGUCUUUCCACUAAAUACUCCCAAUAUUAGGUUUGUUUGGCAUAUGAGACAAACUGACACUUUAUUAUAAGCAACUUGGCACUUGGGGUUUAUUUUUUAUUUAUUUGAUUUUUUUAAUAGAAGGUUGCUUCUCUCUGACUCUCUCGCUGCAUGUACAAAUAUUACAGAACAGAAAUGCAGAAUUCUCUUUGCCUAACUGUAGGGGUAGCUUGGGAAAAUAAAUAAGCCUUGCUGUGUGCCCAGAUAAGGGAAUUCUGACCAAGAAAUUUCACAGUUAUGGACAAAUUCCUUUCAGCAUCCCGUGGCCAGCACUCACUCUCCCUCUCUGGUGUUAGGACUGCAGCUGUUCCCAAAUGCUGGGAUGGAGAGGAAAUUCAUUUCAGGGCCAGAAUUACCUUGGGGUUUCCUGACUCCAAACCAAUGCUAACUGCUUUUAGUUCAUUCAGAGAUACACUUAGAAGUGUUUUCAAAAAUUGUAGACACUGAGCAGUUGUAGUGACAUAGCAGGAUGAUUAUAAAUAUUAAAUACAUUAGUGACAUUAGGCUGUGAAGUGACCAAAACUCAAACAUAGUUCAGACUCACUUGUCAUCAUGGAAUUUUCAAAUGCAAGACCCCAGGGCUGGCAGAAAUCAGUGUUUUGAGACAGCAAAAAAACUUCCAGGAGAAUUCUGGCCCAAGCACCAGGAUUGGUGGUGUUAAUUCACAUCUCACAAGAGGUGUUGGCUGGUUUUUGCUUAUACCUGUGAAGGACUUGGUGGUGUUGGAAAUACUUUUAGAUAAGCUGCUUUCUUCUGUUGUGGUGGGGGAAGAUGGACAUUAUCUGGCCAGAUAGUUAGGUAUGAAUAUAUGUAGAUUUGAGACUUAAUGAUAUAGCAAACAUAGGUGUGCUCUUUGUAUCACACAGAACAUCCCCCAGAUGGAAUUUCUUGAGUGUUUGAUAGAUGUUGGAAGCUUUAGGGGCCAUUUGUGCCAAGUUUUGAGGUGCCUGUUUGAAAUGCUUGAAAACUUAUCAAAGAACACAACUGCUUCCUGGAAAGCUUUUUGUUUAGUACAAAACCUGCCCCUUUUGCAGCUGCUUCUUCCUCCUUUUCCUUAAUGAAGACUCUUUUCAGCAAGAAUGCCUGGAAACCUCUUGUCUAACAUUCUGUCAGGGUCAUUUUAAUGUAAAUUGAAAGAUGACUGCCAGAAGAAUUUGAAUUAACUCAAAAAAAAAAAGACCAGAGUGAUGGAAGUUAAACCCCCUGAGCCCAGGUCAAGGUGUAAUGUAGUGUGGGUUGAAAUGUAGUCCUAAAAGCUAUGUUUGGGAUAAGAGGUAAUGCAGGGCCUGGAAUACAAUGGAAAUGUCAAAUUUGAAUUGUCUUCAGCUUUCCUGUAAGGCAGCAGCUGGUCUAUAAUGGCUUUACCAUGAAUCAUUUAACAGUUUCUGUUGGUAUUUUCUUUUAGCUUGCUUAGAAGCACCACAGAAUAAGCACCUUAAAAGCAUUUUGCACAAGAGCAGUUGGAAGCAGCUGAAAGGACUCAAGUUGUUCUUGAUGUGCAGCACAAAGAUGGUGAGAGGAAAAGAACACAAACAAGAUGGAUGUUCUGAUUCAUUGCUGAGUAUUUAAAACAUUUCCUGGGAAGUUAUCCCUGUUUUAUAUCACUGCUGGCCUUUAGUGCAAGUGGUACUUCAGGGGUAAAAAUAACAUUACAAAGUUGUCUUAUUGUGGGGAAAACAUAUGGAUGUGUUAUAUCUGACAGGCCAGUGUACCCUGGUAUGCCAAUUAUAAUCCUUAUUUAGGGGGAAAAGUUCCCUUGCUCUAUUUCAGCAUAUCAGUCCUGGAAAUAUUUGGGAUAUGCAGGAACACAGAGUUCACUUGCAGUUUACUUUUACUGUAUUUAAGGAUCAUCUUUGGGAGGCUCCUUUGGGAAUUCCUUGCCUGUUUCUCAUCCCUUUCUUUCCCAGUUUAGGUUUUGAUCUCUAAAAGUAGCAUGGUCUGCUCAUGAGCUCAGGUAAAGGUUUGAGAUGGAAGAGCAGGUACUGGGAAAGUGCCCUGGCUGCAGUGAAAGGUUGGUGACAAUUAUUUCUAUAAUCUGGGCACAGUUCAAGUUUACAAACUGGUGAUGUUCUUACUGCCUUACUGAGUCAGAAAAAAAAGUCAAAUUUUCACAAAGGCUCAUAAUUACAGAAGUAGGCAUUCAGACUAAAGGAAUUUCCACAAAACUAAAUCUUAUAUUAUAGAAUAUUUUGGCUGUGGCUUCCUGCCAAAAAAGCUCCUGCUCUGGUGUUUGGUGAUGGUCAUUAUCAGUUCCAGCUCUAGUGCACACAGAAAGCAGAUUCCCACUGGAGCUGGAGUGGGCUCAGGACCUCUUUUGCUGUUCUUUCACCCCAGGAUAUCUCAGUUUGUACCUUCAGUUAUCCCUUGGAUAUAAAGGGAGGAGCUCUGUUGUAUUCCUCUUCCAGAUCCAAAAACUGCAGUGGCACCAGUGAGCCCAUGGUGGGGUCACAGAGCCCUUCCUGAGAGCUUUCCUGGUUGGGUCCAGUCCAGCCCUGAUCUGUGGCUUGUGUGGUUUUCUUCUUUUUCCCAUUUUGCUCAAAAUCAGUGAAUUCCCCUUGCCCAUGCCAGGAGGUGCAGGGGGCUGAGCCUGCUCUUCCUUUGAGGCCUUUGUUUGAAUGUUCUUGCAGCCAGAGGAGGCAUCCAAAGCCUCACCCAAGUCAGUCAUGUUGAGCUUGAAUUCUGUCUUCCAUGUUUUAUUUCCUUUUCCAAAGCUGAUCUUCAGCUGUCCAGUAGUUAAAAUAACCUCUGGCAAACUUCAGGUUGGGAGUUCCUUGCAGUGUCCUUAGAGACUGCUCUGUAGAGCUGUGUUAAGUUAAUUACACAAGGUUAUAAUAAUGCUCCUGGUUUGUAUCAGUGAAAUUAGGCUAAAACAUCAAUGCAAACACAGGUUUUAUGUAUUUCUGUAGCACUUAAAUUUUUCAGUCCUAUCCAGAACUAAAAGUUUGCAAAUAUUUGUGGGAGGGGAGGGAGGAGCAGUUUUUCUUUCUCAAAGUUUCCAGAAAGCUUCUGAAGCUGUGAUCAUAAUAGAGUCCUUAUGUAAUCCUGUAGGGGCUGUGUAGGGUUAAAACCAUAAAAUUCUCCUUAAAAGUUUGUUCCAAAGGUCUUUGAGGUGUGCACUGAUAGCUGUUGGUAACACCCCUGCACUUCAUUCAUACCACAGCAGCCUUCUGCAUCAACAUCUGUCCCUGCUCCAGGUAUUUUUAAAUAUUUGCUCCUCCAAGUUCUACUGUUCCUUGGGAGUAGAAGAAUGGAUACAAAUUUGAAAACCCUCACCUUUAAUAUAUGGCUGAAACUGAUUGAGUAUUAUAAUAAUUUGCAUAAUUAGAAAGUCUCCCACAAAAUCAGCAGCUGGUUUUCUUGAGAUUUUUUCCUGUGUAAUGAAAACAAACUUUCUCUGAAAGCUUUAAAAGAUACUUAAUUGAUUAUAUCUCUUAAUUAUUAAUUUUUGGGCAAUAGCUUAUUACCAAUAGUGAGUUUGAAUAACCCUGAAUUCUCUUCUGGGGUUUUUCACACGAGGGUGCUGGAGGUGGAUCUGCUUUGCAGGACCAAGUGUUCAGGUUUGGGUGUUUUCAUUAGGCUUUUGAGCAGUGUUUGCUAAUUAAUUAAUUAAUUGCAUUGUCUUAAUGUCCCAAGCACUUUGGCAUCUUGCACUGAUGCUCUGGUUAGAGCUGAAACUCUCCUGGCACGUGGCUGAAUCUCCAUAAAGGGCAUUAAUUGAGAACAGUGUGCAAUGAAUUCCAUGCUCUGAGGUACUUCAAAGAUGAAACUCUACACAAGGUCCCCGUUAUCAGAUAUUGUAACUGUCAUUUCCUUCUCUUAAGCAUAUUGUGGAUUUUGUAUCAUACUGUAUUUAUUUCAUUUAAUUUUAAAAGAAAUGUUUUCUUUAAAGCUCUGUAUAUAUUGACAUUAAAGUUUGCAUUGUACUGCGUUCUCCUCUUCUUGCAAGGCUGGGUCUGGCAGUGCAGUGGUGUUUCUCUUGGCACUGCUGCCUUCAAUUACAGCACACCAAAGACAACCUCAAAAUUGUAUUUAUUUUUGUCAAACUCCCUGAAUAAUCAUAAAGGUACAGUUUUAAUUAGCUGGCAGUUCUUGAGUACUAGAAUAAAAGAAUUGCAAAUUCACAACAUUUGGUAAUUGACAGAAAUCUGUCACUUCUGCUUUGGAAGUUUGCUUGCUUCUGUUUUUCAAAUGGAUAUAAAAAACAAUGAGCAAACAUUCCUAAAUUAAAUGUAUAUGAAUUAUUUCAUAAACCUUGCCAAAAAUCUCACAUACAUCAAGUGCUAUUUAUAAAUUGAUAUUCAGUCAAGUAUUUCAUGCCAUACUUGCAGCAAAACAGACGUUCAGUGGUAGGACUGAUGUAUUACCUCAGGAUGGGAUCAUUGACCUCUGUGCUUUUUAAAUAUAAAAUCUAUAAAAUUUGUCUAAUAAAGUCUAUUAAAUUUGA